Messenger RNA from Rhizoctonia solani, 1665 nucleotides. RefSeq names its product chitinase. The coding region runs from base 1 to 1665 and encodes 554 amino acids. Gene Ontology annotation, biological process: carbohydrate metabolic process. The record is from RefSeq and is a predicted model, not a curated record. The transcript has 14 exons. Lineage: Eukaryota; Fungi; Basidiomycota; Agaricomycetes; Cantharellales; Ceratobasidiaceae. Gene Ontology annotation, molecular function: chitin binding.
AUGCUGCGUUCCAUCCCCACAUCAUGCCCGCGCGGACUGCAAGACUCGCACUGUGAAUCUGGCGAUGGAUGCGGGACUCUUGCUAGCAAAUGUGGGAUCUCCGCAGCGGAUUUCACCAAGUACAACUCCAAGCUCGAUUGCUCUAAGCUCGCUCCUGGUCAAUGGGUUUGUUGCUCCUCGGGGACCUUGCCUUCACGGUUAGUGAUUACUCGUAUUCCUCCGUGCAGUAUAGAUCCUCACAGAAUGAGGAUACAGCCGACCUUCUCAGAAUGCGGAUGGGUCUUGUUAUGCGAUGACGUUGUCGAUGGCACUACAUGUACUGGUGUCUCAGCAACAUAUGAUAUCACUAUGGAUGAGAUCAACAAGUGGAAUCAGAAGACUUGGAGGUGGACCGGGUGUGGUGGACUUCAACCCGGCAUGCGUAUCUGCGGGUCUACAGGUACACCCCCACUCCCAAAAACCAAUAGCUGUAGGCCCUUGAACUUCUCCUCCGAACUAUUGGUACUUACUGGAGCCGGCCUAGCCAUUCCGUGGGGUUACUGCGGCAUCACCGAGGACUUCUGCACUGUUAACAAGACCGGUGCGCCUGGUACCGGAUGCCAGAGCAAUUGCAAGCUGCUAAGUGAAUUUGACAAUGUCGGCAAGGCUACUGCCAAUCCCGGACGAAACAUCAUCGGCUAUUAUAGUAACUGGGCUGCCACCGUAGCUGUGAUGGUGUCCCCAACACUGUUCUCCCGGCUCAGCGUCCACAGCGAUGAUGAUGAACUCAUCAAGGAGCUGCAAGGGUUGAAGAAGCAGAAUCCGAACCUCAAGACAAUGUGGGCCGUCGGCGGCUGGGCAUUUAAUGAUCCACCGUAUCAAGACAUUUUCUCGACAAUGGCUCGUACUUCAUCCAGUCGCGCAGCAUUUAUCAAGAAUGUACUCAUCAACUGUCGUCAUACGGCUUUGAUGGUAUUGAUAUUGAUUGGGAAUACCCUGGCACUGAGCGCGGAGGUGUCGAAGCGGACGGCAAGAACUUCCUCUGCUUAUGAAGGAGCUGCAAGCCGCCAUCAAGGCAUCUGGCAAACGAGUCGAGGUCAGCUUCACGCCCCGGCGUCGUACUGGUAUGUACCUCCAACAAUUCCCGAUCAAGGAUUGCAAGAAUACACCGAUUGGAUCAACCUCAUGACCUAUGAUAUCCACGGAUCCUGGGACAUUAAAUUCAACACUGGCGUUCUGCCACACACCGCCAUCCCUGAGGUCAACCAAGCGGUCAAUAUGAUGCUGAAAGCAGGUGUGAGGAUGGGUAAGAUUAACCUUGGAAUCGGCUUCUACGGACGUUCGUUUACGCUCGCCAACCCAUCUUGUAAUGUUGUGGAUCGGAUACGAGAACCCGGAUACAUCGCAAAGAAACUCGACUUUGUGCUCAAGCGUGCCAUGCCUGGAGUGCUAAUCUGGGCGACCGACCUCGACAUAAACAACAACUUGCUGUCCUCUGUCUUGGGCAAAUCACUUGCGCAAUUGCCCUCAUCUUCAGACUGCCCGGCAGAUGGCGUAUGGCCGAGAACAGAAGCUGGCAAAAAGGCCACAGUGACAUGCGGGUCGGAGGGGGAACGAGGAGUAGACCGUGCCUUGGACCCGGAUGGGGAACUGAGGAGAGCUUUUUCUGUGGGCAGUCACAACUGA